GGCGCCUGCGCGGUGGCUGGGUGGCUCGGCGGGCGAGGAUGGGCGAGAGCUCGAGCCCCAUCAGCGUCAUCCUGGUCAGCUCCGGCAGCCGCGGGAACAAGCUGCUCUUCCGCUUCCCCUUCCAGAGGGGGCCCGGCAGCCCCGCCGCCCACACCGGUGAGGAGGAGCCGCUGCCCGGGACCCCGCGCGCCCGCGUUCACACGUGCACCACAAGCACACGCGACACCCUGACACGCGAGUGGGAAAACGGGGGGGGGGCUGGGGGCGACGCGGGAGGGGAGCCUCCUCCCUGAGAAGAGGUCUGGGGGGGGCACACAGCAUCUGCCAGGGAGGAUUUGGCUGGGGUCAGACUAGAUGACCCUAGGGUCCCCUCCGACUCUACAGUUCUGGGAUUCCGUGGAAAGGAGGGACCUUCCCACCCAGGGCAGAAUGGUCACUCUGCUCCCACAAGGAGCGGCCACGGCCACCGGCUUGGGGGCGCUGCAACUGUGAUUCAGAAUGGGGCGCGAGAGGUGGGGGCAUUGUAUGGGGCACGGCUGAAAUUCCAGACCGCCCAGGUCUCCUUUCUGCCCCACCUGCCUGCCUCCCCCCCCCCAAAGAGUGCCAACACGCUGCUAAGCUCCAGCAGCUCUGCCCUUGAACGCAGCAGGGCAGAAGGGGGCAAACUGAGAAGGAGCUGGCUGUGCCCCCCCCACAGCCUCCUUCCUGCCCCUCUGCCACUCCCAAAGGGCACCAGCCGCCCCUGGUCCUGCCCCCGCUGCCUGAGGCAGCCUCCUUCCCAAUCCGGCUGCUGCGCCCAGGUCCUGCUCGCUGGAAGACGCAGGAAGGGAGAGGGCUGUGGGGCCCAAGUCCUGCCCUGGGGGCUCUGCCUUGAGGCAUCUGCCCCCCAGCAAUACACACAUGGCCGCUCCGUGUCCGGCAGCUGGCCAGUUGGCCAUUAUACUCUCUUCUCUUCCCCCUUGGGAAAAGGAUCUUGGGAGGGCAGUUCCCCAGCUGAGGAGCACCCAGGGACAAGAAGAGUGUAAUAAAAGCCUGGGUUGCUGGAUCAGGCCCAAAGGGGCCCCUCAGAGCCUGGAAUCCUCCCCGCAGCCAACCAGAUGUCCCCUUUGGGCCCUCGCCUGCCUCCUGACAUGCCCUUUCCCUUCCAGCUGAGCUCUGAUAGGCAUCUCAGUUGAUUCUUGAGAUCAACCGUACGUUGGGCUCAAGCCAUGAGGUCCAAAGCGGCAACUUGAAUUGUGCCACAGGCUCCCAUUUCAUAUAUAGCUCAGUCUGGAUAGUUGGCCUAGGUGAAGAUUUGACGUUUAUAUCGCAAAAAGGUUUUUGAUUUGCGUUUCUACUGAAACGAGGCUGCAUUUUAAUGUUGUAUUUUAAUCUUGUUUUUAAGUUGUAUUUUAAUCAAUUAUUUUUAUACCUGGUGUUAGCCGCCGGAGCCCGGUCUUGGCUGGGGAGGGCAGAGUAUAAAUAAAAUUUAUUAUUAUUGUUAUCAUUAUGAUGAUUAUUAUUUGCUAAGAAUUAGGUGGAAGAGGUUUCUGCUCUAACCCAAACCUCUCCGGCCUUCUGGCCUUCCCCCCUUUUCCUUUCCUAGGGAAACCGAGAAGCAGGUAUGCCGUGAACAGUCUGGGCGACGGCGUCGAAGACCCAGAUGGAGACUCCAGGUACGUAGGGCUCCUGUUCCCUUGAGCGCCAGCCCUCCUGCUGGUUGUCAUGGGUUUGUGUAGAGAGCGUAAAAGACACCUUUGCACCUGGAACCUCACCAGGUGGGAUGUGCUGGAGUCCCAGAGCUCUGGCAUGUAGGGCAAAAGGGGCGUUGGCUGGCUGGCUUGGGGCUGCUUGGAUCCUGAUCAAAGCGGACCCUGACCAUCGCGGCUGGGGUGGGGGUCACCUGUGGCUCCGCAGGUGUGGCAGGGAGGUGUGGCUUUUAAUGCCGGGGUGUCUACCUUGACUUAUGAAAGAGGUCUCUAGCCAACCCAGGCAUAAGACUCUUGCAUGGGAAGUUCCUGCACAAGCCUUGCUUUAUUAUUUAUUCAUUUAUCCAUUCGUAUAUCGCCCUUCAUCCGAGGAUCACAGAGUGGUUUACAUUAUAAAAACACUAAAAUGCAUAGCGCAGUAACCAACAAAAACAAUUACCCCCUCUCUCCGGUUUCAAAGGCCAUAGAUUGUUCAAUUGGCCCUGGGAAAAGAGGAAUGUUUUUGCCCAGCACCUAAAGAUGCGUUGGUUGUUUGGUCCAAAAGAGAGCUGAGUUUCCUCUUUCCAGAAAACCAGAAAGUCAUUGCAGUGGGCAGGCCAGAAAUGUUCCCCUGAACCCUGAUGCUUCCAGAUAAAAUAACAUGAAAAGGCAAUAAGGGUCUUCCUCUCUCACUUCCCCUUGAAUUGGCAGCCAGGGAGUUUCCAGGUGAGCAGCAGGAUGAGCCUCCCGUCUCCGCCUGGGCUGAAUCAGGCCUCUGGGGCUUGUACUUGGUCACGUUUGUGAUCGCAGUUCCCCAGUCAUGCCGGGGCUGUGCUCACCUUCAGCGUGGGGCGGGGGGCAUAUCUGAAGGGGGCAUCUUGGGGAGAAGAGGAGCAUUGGUGGCAGGAAAGGGGCAGGACGGGGUUGGGGGGCUCCUGGAGCCCCUGAUGCAGCAGCUCCCCUGGCUCCACUGAUGGGGGAUAGGGAUAGGCUUGUGGGGGUUGCUGAAUCCUGCUGCAGAGGCUGCCUCUUGCACAGGACAUUAUUAUUAUUAUUAUUAUUAUUAUUUAUACCCCACCCUCCCCAGCCAGAGCCGGGCUCAGGGCAGCUAACACCAAUAAAAUUACAGUAAAAAUAUAAUAAAGGUAAAGGUACCCCUGCCCGUAUGGGCCAGUCUUGACAGACUCUAGGCUUGUGCGCUCAUCUCACUCUAGAGGCCGGGAGCCAGCGCUGUCCGCAGACACUUCCGGGUCACGUGGCCAGCGUGACGAAGCUGCUCUGGCGAACCAGCACCAGAGCAGCACACGGAAACACCGUUUUCCUUCCCGCUAGUAAGCAAAAACCAAUUUAAAACCAAUUUAAGAUACAGGUUAAAAUGCAAUUUAAAAUGCAGCCUCAUUUUAAGAGUAGCCCAUAAAUCAAAACCAAAACCAUAAGGGAAGGGAAACAUAAGGGUCAGACUGAGUCCAAACCAAAGGCCAGGCGGAUCAGCUCCAUCUUGCAGGUCCUGCGGAAAGAUAGGCAUGAAGGUUGCUGCCACUGUUCUGGGAUAGCACAGCCUGUCAGUGUGGGGAGACAGUGCCCCCUUGGGGGCCUUCAUCUGCUGGGCAGUGAUGCCCACCCAUGGCAUGGGCGGGGUUGCCUCCUGUGGCCCGAGGGUAAGGGGUGCCUAAUAAUAAUAAUAAUAAUAAUAAUUUAUUAUUUAUUCCCCAGCCACUCUGGGCGCCUUCCAGCAGAAUAUUAAAAUACAAUGAUUCAUCAAACAUUAAAAGCUUCCCUAAACAGGGUUGCUUUCAGAUGUCUUUUAAAGAUAAGGUAGCUGCUUAUUUCCUUGACAUCUGGUGGGAGGGCGUUCCACAGGGCGGGCGCCACCACUGAGAAGGCCCUCUGCCUGAUUCCCUGUAACCUCACUUCUCACAGGGAGGGAAUCCCCAGAAGGCCCUCGGAGCUGGACCUCACGGCUUUAAAGGGCUUUAAAGGUCAGCAGCAGCACUUUGAAUUGUGCCCAGAAACAUCUUUCAGGACGGGUGUUGUGGUCUCAGCAGCCACUCCCAGUCCCCAUUCUAACCCCAGCCAGGCUUUCAGGGUGUGUUUCUCCCUUGAGGCGCUAGGCAAGGGCUCGUUCUCCAAGGAGCCUUUAUUUAUUUCAAUAUGUGGACAGUCCCCUAACCUCCAGCUGCCCAGUUUUGCAGCGUUGACGUUUUUGUGCCUUGCGUGACUUUGCCUGGUUGAUUCUUGUGUUCUGUUUCCGCGUGGUGCUCAUAGCCCCUGUUCCUGUUUUCAGAGAGCCCUGUCCGCUCACUGAUGAGCAGGUGGUGUCGGGGUAAGACCAAACCUUCUCCGCCAGCAGCGCCUCUCUCUCUCUCUCGAAUGGCUUCCCUGUCUCCACCAUCUUCUCCUUCUCCUCGCACUUUGUUGCUCACUUCUCUUUCCCACCAAGCUGCAAAUGUCACGGAACCACACGCUGGUACGCAGGGAGGCCGGCAAAGGGCCUGAGAAACAGGCAGGUCAGCCAGGAAGGAAAUUGUUGCUCAGGGUCCCAGACCCCAAGGGCAGGGCUGGGGGGGAGAGACCCCCUGUGCCUGACACCCCUGGACUACACGGCCCAUCAGUCUGACCCAGGAGAAGGCUGUUGCCUGCGUUUCUGAAGGCCUUUCUGCCCCAUAGCUGGAAGAAACAGCUACGCUGUGCUUUGCAGUGAGUGGGGAACUGAUUUUUCCACGGAGACAAAAAGGUCAUGUUUUCCCUCUGAAGGCAUUUGGGGGACACACUUGUCUGAAGACUGGCUGCUCUGCUCCAGUAUGCAGGAUGCAAGCUGACCGGCCUGCAAUGCAGACAGUGUGAGGCUCCUGUCGCCCUCCUUUUGCCUCUUCGUGACAAAUGGUCCUGGCUCCCCCCCCCCCCCGGGGGUCCUCAGUUCCAGCAGACUUGCACAGGCCCCAGCCCCUGUGAGGGAAGCCCCUACCGAGGGGGAAGCUCAGAGGGACACAGUGCAGGUUUGGCCCAGCCUCCCGUUUCAGAGACUCAGUGAGGGUUGCAGCUGUGGACCUCCGUCAGGGUAGGGUGGCUGGGAGUUGACUGAGCGGCGCUCCUGCGUGUGCCACGCGGCUUUUGACCUGGGCCCCCCGAAGCGGCCCCCGGCCCCGUCUGCAUUCCCUCUGCCGCUGGGGGAGGCUGCCUCCCAGUGCUCAGAGCAAUGGGGCAUCCUUCAGGGCUGUGGGGCUGGAGCAGCCCAGGAGGUUUUUGCUCCCUAGCCCCCCUGGCCGCCCUGUUCUGAACAGCUUCUCAAUAAGCUGAUGGCUUGAUGGCUGCUGUCUCAGAGCACUGCCUGCCCUGAAGAUGCUUGUUUAAAAUAAAAUACUUUGUGUGCCUUUAAAGCAGGUUUGCCUUUCUGUAGCUGCUCAAAGAGGCCGUCAAGUGGAUUAAAACAAAGUCUCCAGCUCUGAAUAAGCAGAUGAGCUCUUAACAAUAGUGGGAGGUGGGGAAGGGAGCAAUAUUCUCCUCUGCAACCCAAGAAACCUUUUUUUUUUUUUUAGUUCAGUCACUUUGGUUCUCUGCUUUCAGAGAAAGGUUGGGGGUAGGCGCCCCCAAUGCACAAUUGCUACUCCUCUGAAAAGCCGCUCAUUUACUCAUUUACAAAGUUUUUGGGCUUCCCGUUGCCAGAACAGAGGAGUGGAAGUGAUCUGUGCGCCCCAGAUUUCAAGUUUGGCUUCAAGUAUUUUCUCAAUUUCCAGAGGGGUCUCAGCAGCCGUGUGAUUACGGUUGCAGCAAAAGCGGCAGGGAGUCUUUUCUGGGUGGUAGCAUAGGAAAGGCACUGUGGUUCUCCAGCGGUUUGACUUUUCACCUCCAGAGGCACACUCCAUUGUCCCUCGAGACAGAUGGAGGCCAUCAAGUGUUUGGAAACGGAGGCCAAAGCAGAAUUUGCCCGUUUUCCAGAUGUAACAAGACUUUGUUGAGCUUCUUGCUGUAGCCACUUCUCCACUCGCUCCCGGGUCAUAUUUCCAUGCAGUCUUGUUCCCCCCACAGCAGGCCUGCUGUCUUCUCUGAUGCCUCUGGUUUUGUGCAUGGACUCCCUCGGCUGCGUUGUGCAGCCUACUUGAUCACUUCUGCCGGGGCCGAUAAGCUGGCAAUCUCUCCCGGCCACGGCCCCUGCAGCUGCUGCCUGCACCCAGGGCAGGGUAAUCUUUCUGGGUGAAGCUGAAGGGCAAAGAGGGCCAUAGGGCACAGCUUGUUCCAGGCCUCACUGUCUCCCUGGCGCCCGGAAGUUGGCCUCCUGGCAGCUGUGAGAUGGGAGAGCAGCAGGCAAGACCCCCGUUGACCAGGCAGGUUUGCUGCUUCUGCCCGCAGAGCUAGUUUCUUUUUGAGUCAUCCAGGCAGAUGCUGACGUGCCACCUUUACAGUUUCAUGCCUUUUCCCCAAAGCUGAGCAAGCAGCAGCUUUGCAGAAUAUCCCCUUUGGUGGAGAGAUGUUGGAAGGUUCAUAGAGUCGUAGAGUGGGAAGGGACCCCCAAGGGGCCAUUUAGUCCACCCCCUGCAAUGCAGGACUCAAACAUCCCUGACAGAUGGCCAUCUGGGACAGACAAAAGGAAGUCCUUCCCCGCCCCCCCCUCCAAAAAACCUGCCCUUCUUCAGAGAGGAUCCUUCCUUCUGGGGAACUUCAGGACUUUGCAGGCCACACAUUUCCCUCCCUUUCCUGAUGAACUUUGCCCAUGCAUAAAUGCAUCUUUUCCUCGACAGAAGGAAAUCUGGGACACCGGCAGGGGGAGGAGGGCUUCUGAGUUUGGCCCUGGCCUGUGGCUCCCAGCUGCAGACGGGCCCUUCUGGCCCCCCCAAGACCUAAAGCUCUGGCGUCUCUGGGAGGGGGCCCUGGGGCUCAGCUGCUCCCCCCGCAAACACGCCUGAGGCAGGGAGCAGAGCUGGGCACACCUGCCCCUUUGGCCCAGGGAGCCCUUUUUCACAGGGAUGGGCAGUCGGUGGCCCCCCCAGGUGGUGCUGGCACCCCUGACCAUCGGAAGGCGCACAGCUGCCUCCUGGUCCCCUGCUCUGGAGCAAAGCCCCAUUGCGCUGCCUGUCCUCAAGCGACCUGUCCGCCACACCUUGCUGCUUAGGGGAACCUCACCUGUCCGGCGCCUGCAAACUCUGCCUAAUCUUUCCUCCUGAGAGCUUGUCAUUAACAAAAGUUGCAUGAGCCUCUGACGCUUUCCCUCUCGAUAUAAUUCUGAUGAUUUGAAAGACGGUGAUCUUUGCGGCAUCUUAAUUUCCCCCACCUGAUGGACUCCAAGGUGCCCCAAUGUCUCGUGGGUGUGUGUGUGUGUGUGUGUGUGUGUGUAGACUUAAUGGUGACACAAUGCAUACCAAUUCAUCCCGCCUCCGGGACGGUGUGGGGCCUGCGCAAGUGCGUUUCUGAUGCCCGUUUCUGCUCCCGAAGGUUCUCAGACGUCAUCCUGGCAACGAUCCUGGCUACCAAAUCGGACAUGUGCGGCAAGAAGUUUGAGCUGAAGAUCGACAACGUCCGUUUCGUGGGACACCCCACCCUGGUUCAGCACGCCUUUGGGCAGGUAGGCCCCGCGGGCGCCAGGGCAGCCUGGGCACAGCCUGUGAGUUGGGUCCCUCUGCUGCCCCGGCCCCUUUCCUGAUGGCUCAGCUGGCCAGUGGUGGGCUGGGAGGGGGAGCUCGGAGCAGCCCUGGAGCAGGCCUGGGGGGCCAGCUGCAGUCGCCCAGUGCCGUCCAGCCAGAUUGCCCCCCAGGUGCCCCCUCUCACGCUCUGCUUUUGGGCCUGCUGGCCGGCCCCCAGGUGGCCCUUUCUCCCUCCAUAGCAUCAUUCAGUCCUUGCCCUGACAUCACCUCCUCUCCUCUCUGGGGAGCUGAACCCUUUCCGGCUCUCCUUCCAGGGGGGAGUUGUGUUUCCACGCUUGCACUGCACUACCCUGACCCGUGUGGGUGCUUUCCUGGGACCUGUGUCUGCCUCGACUUCUGAACUGGCCUGCCAAAUUUGGAGGGGUGCUGAGUUCGAUCACGAGGAGUCGGACUGGUACCCCACAGUUUGUAAUGCGGCUGCUGGGGGUCUCGGAAGCUGAGCCAGAGCACAGGGACAGAGGAAGCUGCCUUGUUCAGACCCUUGGUCCAUCUAACCCUAUAAUGCCCGCACUGACUGGCAGCAGCAGCAGCAGCUCCCUGGGGUUUCAGGCAGGAGUCUCUCCCAGUCCUCCCUGGAGGUCAUGCCAGUGGGGGUUGAACCUGGGACUUCUGCAUGCCCAGCAGCUGCUCUGCCACUGACCCUUGGAGCGCUCUAGGAAAGGCCCGGCCAGGUGGUUUCCAUAUUUCCCCCCUUAAAAACAACAGCUCUGCUCUUAGUGGGGGGGGGGGACUGCACAGUUCAGAGUUGGAGAGCCUCCUGGGCAGGGGUCUCCUUGGUCCUUGUCCUGCAGCCGCCCUUGGGGUGGAGACAUGGGUGCCAAAGGGGGGGUCUCAGUCUUCCGGCUCUCCUGCGCCUCCUUGUGGUGACAUGCAGACCCUGCAAAGUCCUUUGGCAGCUGCUGCAAACUUUGCUGGGCUUCUCGCAUCUCCCUUCUGUUUGUGAAGCCCAGAGAGUCCUUCAAAAUGAGGUGGGAGGGCUGGUGGCGGCUAGGGCUCUGCAUAUGCUCAGAGGCACUUGCCCGCCCCUGUCCCUGAGCACUGGGAAGAGGUGCCGAGCCUCUGAUUGGAUCAGGCCUCUAGUAGGCUAAUGUUCGUGGGCACAAACCCCAUGCAGGCCAGGGGAGGGAGCAGCAGUAAUAAUAAUAAUAAUAAUAAUAAUAAUAAUAAUAAUAAUAAUUUAUACCCCACUCUGGGCAGCUUCCAACAGAAUAUUAAAAACACAAUAAAACAUCAAACAUUAAAAAGCUUCCCUAAAUAGGGCUGCCUUCAGAUGUCUUCUAAAAGUCAGGUUGUUGUUUAUUUCCUUGACAUCUGAUGGGAGGGCGUUCCACAGGGCGGGCGCCACCACCGAGAAGGCCCUCUGCCUGGUUCCCUGUAACUUUGCUUCUCGCAGUGAGGGAACCGCCAGAAGGCCCUCGGAGCUGGACCUCAGUGUCUGGGUGGAGCGAUGGGGGUGGAGAUGGGAGGGGGGGUCUCCCUUCUCCCUGGCAACCCCUGUUCCUUUUCUUUGGUUUCUUCCUUGCCUCCAGGCUGCCUCCUCCACACAAGCCCAGGGAGGGGCCACAGCCAGUGGGAAGGAAGACCAGGCUAGCAAGCUUUGUGGCUUUAUUUGAAUGAUGGAUUGACUCCAUCUCUGCCUCGCCUUUUCCUCCAAGGAGGGGGCCUGUGUGGUUCUCUCCCCACCUGCUCAUUUAAUCCCCACAACGACCCUGUGGGGUAGGGGGGGCUGAGAAGCAGGGACUGGUGGGAGGGAGAGCCUACCUGAAGCCCUGCCACCUGGACCAGCCGCCUGAUUCCCUAGUGUACAGCAGCUUACGCCCCGUGAGGGUGAGGUAGUCCUGCAGCCCCCCCAGCCCCCCCAAGACCCUCCUUGCCAGAGGCUGCCCCCUCCCCUCUCUUGGCUGCCCCCUUAAAAGUCCGGCUUGCUUUGCAGAUCUCCAAGACAGACCCCUCCCCAAAGCGGGAGAUGCCCACCAUGAUCCUCUUCAAUGUCGUCUUCGCCUUGAGGGUAAGGACCUCCCUGCCUCCGGGUUCUGAGCAGCCAGGUCAGGGGGCACCUGCCGUUUCCUGGGGGUCAGAGCCCAGGCGUGGGGGUCACCCCACAUGUGCUGCAAAGUCCAGUGAGAAUGUGGGGCUGGCUUGGGGGGGGGUGCAGCAGGCCCCUUGGCUCUUCUGCAGGGAUGUGUGCCAUCGAGGGUCUCCAGGCUGCUUGGGGGAGCCUGAUGGGGGGGGCCCACCCCAGGAAAGGCUUUGGAGCCUUCCUUGCUUCUGCCACCCCCCAAGGGCCUGCCUGGGGUUUGGGUGGGGCAGGCGGGUGGGGCAGGCAGAGGCCCCGGCCUGGUAAUCAGCGGAGGAGCAGCUCUGUGACUCAGCAAGAGCUCUGAAAGCUGAGUCACGGUUUGCGGACCAGGGUGGCAAGCAUUAUCGGCAGCCCGGCCCUCCUUAACUGGGGCUUGGCAGCCGCCUUCCAGCCCCCUCCGGCUUGCCUCUCCAGCCCCACCUUGCCAGCUGCGUGGGGCUGAUAGCAGCCUCCACCUGUGGGUUAGGGGGAGGCCUGAGCAAGCACCUUCGUGGUCUCAGGGAUGGGAGCUCUCAGGGUGGACAGCAAUGGGGAGGCCCUUUGGCCGGUAGCCCAGGCAGUGGCCUGUGGGUCAGGGACCCAGCUCCCACCUCCCCGAGGCUGAGGGCAGGCAGGGGGGUUGCACAGCUGGUCUGCUCUGGUCUGCCCUCCCUCAGGACUGGGUCGCCUUGGGGGGGCCCAGAGAAAUGGCUGGCCCACAGCAGGUGGGGCUAAGGGGCAGCCGCCAUGAUGUAGCAAAACAGGAGCAUCACUGGGAGCUUCAGGGCAGAUCAAAGAAAGUCAUCUUUAAGGCAGGACAGAGUCAACUAUGGAACUCACUGCCACAAGCUUUCAAAGAGGAUUGGACAAAUUCCUGGAGGAGGAGAGGGCUUCUCAUGGCCCCUAGCUCUGCCAUGUUCCUGAAUCCUGAAGAAGAGGGCUCUUGGGCCCUGAUCCUGCUUGCUGGUUCCCCACAAGCGCCUGGUGCCACUGUGAGGGUAAAAUCCUGGACUAGAUGGGCCGUGGGCCUGAUCCUGCAGUUUUAGUGUUUUUUGGCUUUUUUGCCAAAUACAAUUAAGCAAGUAAACAUGCUUAAUUAGAUCAUGUUGUGGGGCAUCUGAAAGCUUUUUUUUUAUUUUGACUAUCUGCAAAUUUAUUUGUUAUUUCAAAUUAAAAUUUUACAGGUAUAUAUAUCAAACAUAAAUCAUACAAACAAGAUCCCAAGGAAUCUCCUUGACUUCCAUCCUCCCCUUUGUGGGUCCUAAUUUAAUCAUUUCCUCCAUCUUUUUUGAUGAUCCGAAUCUUUUACUUCUCCAUUGUGUCCAAAAUUUGCCCUUAAACUACAAGUGAUAUUCCAGUCCUACUAAUGAUUUUAACUCUUUACAAUGGUCUCUCCCCAUUCCUCAUUAAAUAUGUUGUCUUCCUGAUUUCUGAUUCUUCUGGUCAUUUUGGCCAUUGCAGCAUAGUCCAUCAACUUCACCUGCCAUUCUUCUCUCGCCUUCUUCCCAUCUCUUGUCUUCUUGAAGAGAACCAGGCAGAUGGGUUAAUUUGCAGCUAAAAGGACCCAAAGGUUCUGACAGGCUUUUGCGCACAUAAAUGUGAAAACCCCAAAACAGAGCCAGUCCUGGGCUCCAGGCCAUGGCUUCCCCCAAGUCCUCUGGCUGAGCUGGUUGGGCCCCUUCUGUCCUGCGGCCAGACUGCCCUGCCUGCCCCCUUCCCAGCCACCUCUCUCCCCCCGUCUCCCCCUUAGGCCACCGCGGACCCCUCAGUCAUCAGCUGCCUGCACAAUCUCUCUCGCCGCAUCGCCAUUGUCCUCCAGCAUGAGGAGCGCCGCUGCCAGUACCUCACGCGAGAGGCCAAGCUCAUCCUGGCCAUUCAGGACGAAGCCUCUGCCAUCUCGGAAAGUGAGUCCGGCCGGAUCCGGGGGCCGCAGGGAGCCCUUCUCCUGCUUGCCCCCCACCCUCAGGCCAGGCAUCUGUCUGGCCCUCGUGGGCUCAGCUGGGGGGGUGGGGGCUUUAUUAUUAUUGAGUUAUUAGAUUUGUAUCCCGCCCUUCACCCAAAGAUCACAGGGUGGUUCACAACACAAAAACGCCCUGCCUGCUGUUCGUGGCACUUCCAGCGGCCAUGGGGGGGGUUGGCAUGUCCAUUUGGAGCUGGGGGGGGUGAGGAGGUUUCCUGGGGAAGCCCUUUGAAGGCCCCGGAAGCCACACCUGGCUGUUGUUCCCCUCCUCCAGCGCCUGAAGGGCCCCAGUCGCCUUUCCUCCACAUCCUCCCCAAGUGCAAGCUGGCCAGAGACCUGAAGGAGGCUUACGACAGGUAAGCAGAGGCGGGUGGCCGUCUGUCAGUUAUGUAAGGAGUCUCACCGUGGCAUUCUGCCCCCGCUGGAGUUUCUGGGUCAGUCUCAAGGGCUGCCUGCCUGGGCCUUUUUGCAGCUUUCCCAGCUCUGCAAUACCCUUUUUGCGGUGAGGCAGCUAGAACUGCGCUCAGUGUCCUAAGCACAGGUCACUCCCUCCCUCUCUGCAGUGACGGCUGCUGCUGUGGGUCUCCCCUGACAAUGCCAGGUUCCAGAUCCUUCUGAUCUUGGACGAAUCCUGCUGCUUGCUUGGGUCAGGCUCACAGCUGCCCAGCGCCACCUGGCGGCCAUCGACGGGGCUGCAGAGGGAGCUGCGGCUGGUGGCUCCUGUUCUGUAUUAUAAAAAUUCAGCCAAACCUCGGUUGUCGAAUGUAAUCCAUUCCGGAAGACGGUUCGACUUCUGAAACGUUCGACAACCGAGGCGCAGCUUCUGAUCAGUUGCAAGAGCUUCUUGCACUCAAGCAGGAGCUGCGUCGGACGUUUGGGUUCCAAAAAACGUUCAAAAGCCCGGAGCAUUUAUUUCUGGGUUUCCUGCAUUUGGGAGCCAAAACGUUCGAAAAUUGAGCCGUUCAAGAGCUGAGGUUUGGCUGUAACAGUUUUAUUAUUUGUACCCCUCCCACCUGACAGAGUUGCCCCAGCUGCCUUUGGCCCAGCCAGCGUGAGAGAGGGGGGCUGUUCCUUUGAGUCGAGGGUCAAGCCCUUUGUCGAGGGGGCCUGCGGCUCAGUCCCUGCCAGGGCUGGGGGCUCUGGGCCACGCGGCCUCUUCCACCUGCUCUCUGUCCCCCGCAGCCUCUGCACGACAGGCGUGGUCCAGCUGCACAUCAACAACUGGCUGGAAGUGAGCUUCUGCCUGCCCCACAAAAUCCACUACGCUGCCUCUCGCUUCAUCCCUCCGGAAGCCAUUGAGAGGAGCCUCAAGGCCAUUCGGUAAAGACCGGGUUGUAAUAAAAUGGGGGGGGGGUGUUGUGCUGCUUCCUGGUCCCGGAGCGCGUCUGGAUCUGUGCUUUGGGGGGCAGUGGGGUGUCUCUGCGAUGCAGGAGGGUUUGCCUAGAUGACCCUGGGGAGCCCCUUGCAGCCCUGCAAUGCCGCGAGUGUCUGUGUGCCCCCGUCUCCCCCCCCGCUCAGGCCGUACCACGCCUUGCUGCUGCUGAAGGACGAGAAGGCGCUUCUGAGCGAGCUGCCGCUGGACUGCUCCCCCGCCCUGGUGCGCGUGGUCAGGACCACCUCGGCCGUCAAGAACCUCCAGCAGCUGGCCCAGGACGCCGACCUGGCGCUGCUGCAGGUGAGGGGGAAGGGGGGGAUGUCCUAAGACUCUGGGGGCUGCCGGCAGAAGCGCCACCCGCUCCUCCAUUCUGGGCUGGGUCCAGCAAGGCCUCCAGCCUGCUCCCUGGCCAAAGGGACUCUCCGCUUUGACUGCCGUUAUCCCUGCAUUGCAGAGGGGGUCCUUUCCAACGCUGUGGUUCUGUGAACGCCCCCCUCCCUGGAUGCCCCAGUGGUAAUCCCAGGGGCCUCGGAGGCCACUGAGGCAGCAGCUGCUCUUCCCCACCUUCUGCUCUGUGUCUCCCUCAGGACUAGUAGCUCAGAUGCCACUGUUGCCCGGAGAGGUUGGCACCUCGACUGAGAGGCUUCCCCCCCCCCAAGCCCAGAGCAGUAUCUCCUCCUCUGACCCCGGUCGGCACCCACUGCUGCCCCUCCCUCGCUGCUGCUGUUUCUUCUGUGGGGCUGGGGGAGGCUCUGUUCUUGGCCUGGAGCAACGCCUCUUACCUGGCUAUCUGGAAAAUGGGGAGGGACGUUGCUCAGCCCCCUCCUCACUCAGGGGGCCUUGGGCCAACUCUCCUCAAAAGUGGAGCCGGUGUCCCCAAGUCGACAAGUGAGAAAAGCAGGUGGGACCCAGGAGAUUCCCAUGGGGGGGGCUCUUUUGUGGCUGGAGGAGAGGCCAGGCAGUUUCUGAGAAAAAGGGAGACUCCCUAGAUGUGACCCCGAUCCAGGCCUUUUCUCCCUGGCGAAGCAGCUUCCUCCUGCCGCUUGGGCCCAGGAACCUGGGGAGGUUCUGCUGGUGCCGAGUGCGAGUCUUCCCCUUCCCUCCCUGUGGCAGGUGUUCCAGCUGGCAGCACACCUGGUCUACUGGGGGAAGGCCAUCAUCGUCUACCCGCUGUGCGAGAACAACGUCUACAUGCUGUCUCCCAGUGCCAGCGUCUGCCUGUAAGUCUCUGGGCAUCCAGCUCUGCCGAGUGCGAAGCAACUCACACCUGUCCCCUCCCCUCCCCUGAUGCUGGCCUCUGGGGAGGCUGGGGGGCUCAUGCAGAGAGACCCCCCUGACCUCCUGCCUGCUCUGCCUCUCCCCCCACAGCUACUCCCCUCUGGCGGACGACUUUGCCUGCCAGUUCCCCGGCCACGACCUGCCUUCCGUCCUCUCCAAGUUCUCCUUGCCGGUGUCCCUGUCGGAGUUCAAGGACCCCCUGGCUCCCCCCGUGCAGGAGGUAAGCUGCCCCUGGCACCCCUCACCCAGCUGGUCCCUGGGCAGCCCCCGGGGGGUGGCGUGUGGCACCCCACUGAGCCCCUCUUUGCCUCCCCCCCCCGCCAGACCCAGCUCAUCCAAAUGGUCGUCUGGAUGCUCCAACACCGACUGCUCAUCCAGCUGCACACCUACGCCUGCCUGAUGGUGCCCCCCAAGGAAGAGGACGUCCGGCCCCGGGCGGAGGAGAUGCCCCUGGCGGCCAGAGUCGGGGGGCGCAGCCUCAGCACCCCCAACGCCCUCAGCUUUGGCUCCCCAAGUAGGUGGUGUGUGUGUGUCUUUUGGAGCCCUGCUGCGAAGGGGUCUGGGUCACUGAGUCUGUCUCCAUCUUACCUUUUGCCAGAUGCUCCAGAUGUUUUUCCCAUCAUACUUCUGGGCAUAAUAGGCUUUACUGUUUUUAUUUAGUUACCUUUAUACGCAAUAUGGAAAAAAAUGGAAAAUGAGAACACAAAAUGCAUAACCUAAUAACAAAUACCCCGAAAAGCUGCAAAGUCCCCCUCCACAAACAUAAGCCGUAGAUUUUUUUCAUCAGUCUAAGGCCUGGUUGAAGAGGGGUGGCAGUGGCAGCUGGGGGGGGGGGGAGCCCUGAGCAUUGCUCUCUCCACAAGAGGCACAUGCAUGCAUGCUCUGCCCAGGCUGCUCUUUGCGUCUCUCCCCCUUUGCUUUGGGGGCCUGGGGGCCCUCUCGUGACGGGCCCCAAGUGACAGGACAAGCGCCUGCCUCUGCUGGGUGUGUGUGAGAGAGGGUGCGCAUGAGCCCCGUGGGCAAGGGGGCAGCCGAGGGGGGCGGCCCGCUCCACGCUCCCUUGCGUCUUUGUCCCCCCCUAGCCAGCAGCGACGACAUGACGCUCACCAGCCCCAGCAUGGACAACUCCAGCGCAGAGCUGCUGCCCGGAGGGGACUCCCCUGUGAACAAGCGCAUGACCGAGAACCUGCUGACCAGCCUCCCGGAGCACGAGCGAGAGGCCAUCCUCAGCGUCCCAGCCGCCCACAACCCCGAGGACCUGCGCACAUUUGCCAGGUAGGCAGGGAGGGGGGCAGCUGCCUUCAAAGAAGGAAAGGGCCGGGUGGGGCGAUGGCUGAUUCUGCGAAGAAGGCAGAAGCCGAACUGCAGGAGUCCGUAGGGCGGCCCCAGCCAGGAUUUUAGUUAGGGGGGCAGAACCAGUGUGAUUUGUCAGUUAGUUAAGUAUUUCUGUUGUUUUACUUGAUCUGCCCCCCCUCUCCUGGCUACACCCAUGGCUUCUGUAAUUUGAAGACCAUUUCUGAAGGAGACCCUAAAGCUCACAAUGAGCAGCUGAGAUGAGCAGCCCCUGCCCUGUUGGCGCAGGUCGGUUCCAGCCCCUUCAGACCCCCCCUGCCUUUCUGCCCCCUGCACAGGGUGGGGGAGCUGCCCUUCUCCUCCUGACUUCUGGCACCUGCAGCCGUUUCUUCCUUUGGGGGGGGGGAGUUGCUCUGGGAGAGCGGAGAGAUCAAGGGGGAGGUUUGGGGGUUGCCCUGCCCGGCCCUUGCAGCUCUCCCGGCUGGGCUGGGGGGUCCUGGGACCAGCGACCGCCCUGUCUCGGGUUUCCCGCUGGGGGCUCCUUGCCCAGGCUGCAGCUGCUGCCCCCUACCUCUGCCCUCCUUCCCCCCCCCCCAGGCUUCUGCACUACUUCCGGGGGCGCCACCACCUGGAGGAGAUCAUGUACAACGAGAACAUGCGCCGCUCACACCUCCUGAUGCUCUUUGACAAGUUCCGGGGCGUGCUGGUGGUGACCAACCACGAAGACCCCGUCAUCUCCGUCUUCCAGUCCUUCCAGAAGUGAGGAGAGGCAGCCGCUGCCCAGGACUUUGAAGGAGGAUUGCUGGCCCUCGGGAUGGGGAAAGAAGGCACCCCCUUCUUGCAGCCACAUGGGGGGCAAGGAGGGGACUUGGGGGCCUUGUGCACAGACGCCUGAUUCGGUCACGCUCCUGGCACUGCCAGGCCUCAGGUGCUCCUUCUGGGCCUCUGCUGACGGCUGCAGACACAGCGAUCCAUCUGCUGGACACUUCUCUGGGGUGGGGGGGUGUGGAGAGCUGGGGGGGGGGGAACCUGUGUCUUGAUAGUUGCAGGCAAGCCUCAGACUGUUCACCUGCCAUUGCACAAUUACAACCACAUGCUGGAAAAUGUGAAAUCUUUCUCCUCUUAAGUCAGGGAACAAGUCUGUUGUGAAAGUACCGUCUCUCUUCCUCCCUGCCUUGACCCACAGACGUACCUUCCACACUUCUGAAGGGCAGCUGACCACUGGCCUGGCCUCCUCUCUCAGGCCACCUGAACUGGCCGCAUCCUGCUUGCUCAGUCAGGUGGCUCCUCUCUCUUCCACAAGGGGCAGGAGCAGGUUUAACAAAGGGAAUGGGGGGAGAAUUUGUUGGGGUGAUUCUGGUACCUCUUCCUAGCAGCGGAGGAACUCUUAUCUCCCCACAUCGUGGGGGGGGGGGUCUUCCUCCUUCCAAUUCUGCAUUUUGCAGGCAGCUCCUUCCUUCAAUACGCUGCAGGCAGGAAGGCUUUUCCGCAGCCACAACACCAGCCUCAAAGCAAAACAAUUAUUUUAUUAUGGAAAGAAAUAAAUUCACAAGGCUGAAAGAGUCCCGGCCUUCCCUGUUCUUCUCCCCAUCCUGGGAAGCCUCCUGACCCCCCAGUUCCUGGGCAUCAGCAGCAGGGAGAGGCCUCCGCUGGCAGCCGGCUGCCUCUGGCCCCCUCGGCCGCCUUGUCCGUCACGCUCACGCACGGGUUGCCCCAGACGUAGAAGCGCAGGGGCUGCUGUGCCCACUCGCCGCUGAUGCCAAUGCGGGGAGCGGAGAUGACGUCUUCCUCCCUGGGCACGUCCAGGCCGGGCUCCAGCCACACGGCCGGAUGGCAGGCCAGGUCCCGCUGGUCGAAGGUCUUGUCCACAGCCAGGGCCUGGCAGAGCUUGGAAGGCCCGUUGCACAGGUGCCGGUCCUUGAGGGUGCGGGGGGCCCCUUUCCGCUGAGCCAGGCGCAGCUCCCUCAUCGCCUCCAGGCCCUGCAGGGGCUCCAAGGAGCGCAGCAGGACAGCCGCCCCAUCCCCUGGCGAGAGAGAGAAGGGAGGGGGCAAAGGUCAGGGCAGGCCAAUCCCGGCUCAAGGGAUCUUUCGGAAGGGGGUCGCAAGAAAACCUCCCGUAUUCUAAUGCCCUUCUACCAAUCUAUGGGGAGACCAUGCGCCGUUGCUGUCAUCUCACCUUGAAAGGUGAAGAAGGGUCAGAAAGGGGCAACCAAGAGGAUCUGGAUGUUGCCUGGACCAGUUCCCUGAGGAGGAAGCGCUGGAGCAUUUAGGAAACAAGUGAGUACGGAGGGGGAUUAGAGAGGGGUACAAAAUUAGGCAUAGCGGGCUGAAAAUGAAGAGAGAGGCGUUUUCCUCCCUCUCCUGCCAUGUACUAGUAUGAGAGGGAGGAAAAUUAUUCUUAUUGAUCUUCUGGAAGUGUCAGAACAGACAAAACCUCACAUAAACCAUUGAAUUUGAUGGCCUCCAACUUGGAGGGCUUUCAAAGGGCAUCAAAUGCCUCUGAAUAUGAGAUACCGCGAAUCCCAAGUGGGGCCAGUUGCUCCUGCCCUUGGCUCCCGCUUGUGGGCUUCCCUUGGGGGGCCCUGGCUGGCUGCUGCGAGGGCCGGAGGCAGGACUGGGAUACGGCCCCUGGGGCAUGCACAGUCAGCCCCCUUCCCCUUCCCGGAAGGGAUGCCCUUGUCCACUGCCACAGGCCAGGACAUGGCAGCCGCACCCGACCAGGGACACUUGUCUGGGGGAGAGGGGCAGAAAUGGAGGCCACACCAUAUUCCCCUGGUUCAAAGAAGCCAGGAUCUGGGGGGGGGGGGCUUUCAAGCAACAACCACGGCUGGACCCCCCACCUUGAAGAAAGGACUAGGCUGCCUGGGGAGCAGAAAGUCAGCCCAAGCGCUUUGAUCUAAGCCUCACUCCUGUAUAUCUGAAGGAGCGUCUCCACCCCCAUCAUUCUGCCCGGACACUGAGGUCCAGCUCCAAGGGCCUUCUGGCGGUUUCCUCCCUGCGAGAAGCGAGGUUACAGGGGACCAGGCAGAGGGCCUUCUCCAUAGUGGCACCUGCCCUGGGGAAUGCCCUCUUGUCAGAUGUCAAGGCAAUAAACAACUAUUUUACUUUUAAAAGACAUGUGAAGGCAGCCCUAUUUAGGGAAGUUUUUAAUGUUUAAUUGUAUUUUAAUAUUCUGUUGAAAGCCGCCCAGAGUGGCUGGGGAAACCCAGCCAGAUGGGCGGGGUAUAAAUAAUAAAUUAUUACUAUUAUU
Messenger RNA from Podarcis lilfordi (Lilford's wall lizard), 18518 nucleotides. The record is from the annotation of a GenBank genome assembly. Lineage: Eukaryota; Metazoa; Chordata; Lepidosauria; Squamata; Lacertidae.